AUGAGUGGUUUCCUUUGUAUGCCUCCUAACAGGUACAGCAAGGUCAUUCAGACAUGACACGUCCUGUUUCUGUUAUUUAAGUGAAGCAGCCAGUUUUGUACUACUGGCGUGCAGACCCCCACUGCAUCUGUCCAUUUUGGCUGCAAUCCUAUUAACCUGCCCAUAGUAUACAGUGGUACCUUGGUUUGCAUAUGUCUUGGAUUACAAACACAUCAAACAUUGUACCGGUUUGCAGCCUUUUUUGGAUUACAACCCAUUUUGGGGGAUUACAAAUUUUUUUGGGAGGCCCCAUUAGUGAAAGCACACCUUGGGUUACAACCUGUUUUGGUUUACAAACGGACGUCCAGAACAGAUUAUGGUUGUAAAGCAAGGUACCACUGUAUACCAGGUGGCAAAUGUCAGGCCCUGGGAGACAAAUGCAGACCUCCAUCUGGCCCUCAGCACUCUUCCCCAGGCCACACCCCUUCUCUCUAGGCCACGCCCCUCACUGGCCCUGCUAUGUAUCUCAAUCAUUUUUGCCUGGCUGGAAUGUGUCUUUAAGACCUGAUAACACCUCUUCCUUGUCAGAAUGAAAGGCAGGAAUGGGCAGGGUGUAGAAACAUACUGUAGAAAUGUAGAAUUUGCAAUGGUUGCCCUGCCCACUUUUGUCUCCGGCCUUGUUCACCACAAGGGAAUGCAGCUCUCAGGAGAAACACAAGUUACCUGAUUUGGAGUAAGUCCCACUCAUCUAAAUAGGGUUUGCUUAGGCAAACAUUACUCCGUGUGCAGAACCUUAGCACAGAUUAUCGAACCUCUGUAUGGGCUUUCAGACUUAUAAUGUGUGUGAUCUGCUGAGAGGGAAACCAGGAAGUUUUGGGGUUUUUUCAAAGUAGCCCAAAAUGAAUUAAAAUCAGUAGUAAGACUGAAAAGACUCUGACACUUUGUGAACAGUGGCCAUAGCUGGCUAAGAAAAAGAAUGUGAGGGAAACCAAAGCAAAUUAUCAGUGGAAAAAUACAUAUUACAAGUGUACGAAAGCCUGCAAAAGCUGUUACAGGCCACCAGACAAAUCUGUAUUACUGAUUGAAUACAUCCAGCUUUUGGCUUUCUAAGCAAUUUUUAAUGGGUAAUAUUUACUUGAUGGACCAGAACAGCUUGAGCUAAAUGCAGGUUUUCCCCACUACCCACCCUAAUUGUAUUGUUUACCCUGGCAGGCUGUCACAGUCUCUUGUGCUAAUCUGAUCUGAGGUGCUUUUUCAACAGUGCCUUUUCUGACAUGAUCGACCACAGCAGCUUGGAAAUAUCAAACUUGUCCCUUCUGAGCUGAUGGCUUACAGGCCAGGAGAGGCUGCGCAAUCUCUUCCUCGGGUGCUCUCGUGGCCUGGGUUGGCCAUGCCGUUGAAGAAAGCCACUGUGCUCUUAUGGAUUUCUUCUAAUUUUACGCAUGUCUCCAUUUGGUAACCUGCUUUAAGGGCAUGCAGAAGUUUCUCUUUUGUCUGUUUAAUGGAAAACAAAAACCAUGUGUAGCCUUGCUGAGUUAUUUUUGUUAGCUCUGGAGGCCAAUCAUUCAGAUAUCUUUUCAACAAAGAAGGAGGCGAGUAAGGGCAAGUUAUACCCUUUCUACACAGGUAUUGAUCCACUAUGCAUUUGUGUACAGUGCAGAGGAUGUUGGUAUUUGUCGUUCACAGAUGCUUUCAGUGUUAGAAUCUACCAACACACACAGAAUUUAAAAAAAAAAGGAUUUAAUUAAAGCUAUUUCAAAAUGCAGUACGUUAAAGGAAACUAAUCUAAAUAAAAACAAAACACAGAAAGAGAAAAUGCAGAGUCCUCUCUUAAAGGUAACCCUGGUCUCACACAGAAAGUGGUGGGCCCUCACCUGGGAGCAUUCCUUUUUUCUCCCAGUCUCUUACCCUGGUGUCUUCCAGAUAGGAAAAAGAAGAUAAGAAGCUACCUUAUACUGAGUCCAUCUAAUCAGUCCUCACUGUCAGGGCUAGGGAAUGAACAUGGAACCUUUGGCACACAGAAGAUGCUCCACCACUGAGCUAUGGCUCUCACUCCUUGCUUUGGGCUACAACUCCUGUUAGCUCCAGCCAGCAUGUAGAAUGACCAGACAUGAUGGGAGUUGUAGUCCACAACAUCUGGAGGGGCACCAUGUUGGCUACCCAACAUGUACGCUCCAGAUGUUAGAAGGACAUUGUGACACCCUACCUAAUUAUCAAUGAAAAACAAUAAUAACCAUGACACAGAUAUAUCUGAACCUAUUUAGCUAUAUUUGGCUUUGGGGAAUUCCAAAAGAACAAUGCAUUUAUAUACAAUAUAUACAGAGCAUUUAUAUACAGUAUAUUGGUUUCCAAGCUGUGCCGUUUUGUAUGUAUAAUCAUCUCAUACAAAAAUAUGCUGUCAAUCGCAAUCAAACUUUGUGUGUGCCUUUAUCGACCUUAAGUCUGCUUUCGUAUCUGAAACUUAAAACGGGAAAUUUUCCCCAUCAUUGCAUCUCUAUGCCAUGAAAUUUCACUCAUUUUCAGUCCUAUCUCAUGGAAGAUUAGGGGGCGCCCAAGCCCAUUUAAACCAGUAGGUUUAAGCAUAUGUCAGGUUUGUAACCUUAAUUUCUGUCUGUAAAGAAUCUGGAGUCAGUCUCGUUACAUCAGAACAACUUAUUUCCAAGUGAACUGCCUAGGAGUGUUUGCAGACAAGAUGCGAGUCACAAUCUUCCUCUUAUUGGCUGCGGCCAACACCAUCAACACCCAACGAUUUGAACAAAACCUCUUUUUGUACCAUUAGAGAGCCUCAUCAACCCACAGCUGGGCAACCCAUCUAGAACAAAUAUUAAUACCUCCUGACAGUGCUGAUUCAGAUCAUUUGACCAGCAGAGAGGAAAUUAUCCUAAAGAGGAAGAGAAACAGCUAUUUUUUAAAAAGUGUGGACUGAGGCCUAAUUCUCACAGAGCAAACCUGUCUGGGUUGUACCAUAUCAGACUGCAGGCACGGCAUUUUAAAAAAUCCUCUUUAGACAGAAAAUUGGAUUUCAGGAAGGAAGGUUCUAGUCCAACCUUUCCCUUGAGAUGCUAAUUUUCCAUGUGCAGUAAUUAAAAAAAAAUCAAUCUGAAGUGAUAAUGGCCUAGGUGUAGUUUUACCACCUCCAAGGGAACCUGACUGGAGAAAUAGGUUUAAAACAAAACAAAACAAACAUUUCUUCUUAACAUCUAUAACCCCAUUUUGGCUCAGUGUAAGAGUAUGUGUAAAGAAUUACCCUACACAGCAGGUUGUCUAGAAAUUAUUAAGAUCCUUAAAGAUUAAAGAGGAAGCAGUUGGGGAAAGCAGGACAUGUAUUACCUGUAUUGAAAGAGUCAAUUGAUUGCAGUAAAUGGUGACACUAAGGCUAUCCACACAGUAGUGGCCCAAAGUGCAGGGAGCCUAUUUUCCCCUGCUGCGUUUCAAAUCACAUCUUGUCUUGUAGGUCACUUAAUGGCAGGGCCAUCACCUCCCUCUGCCUGGCAGAAAAACAAGCCCAGCCUGCCAGUGCUGAAUAAAUAAUAUUCGGCAUGUUUAGCCUGGAGAAGAGGAGGUUAAGGGGUGAUAUGAUAGCCAUGUUCAAAUAUAUAAAAGGAUGUCACAUAGAGGAGGGGGAAAGGUUGUUUUCUGCUGCUCCAGAAGCAGACACGGAGCAAUGGAUGCAAACUACAAGAAAGAAGAUUCCACCUAAACAUUAGGAAGAACUUCCUGACAGUAAGAGCUGUUCGACAGUGGAAUUUGCUGCCAAGGAGUGUGGUGGAGUCUCCUUCUUUGGAGGUCUUUAAGCAGAGGCUUGACAACCAUAUGUCAGGAGUGCUCUGAUGGUGUUUCCUGCUUGGCAGGGGGUUGGACUCAAUGGCCCUUGUGGUCUCUUCCAACUCUAUGAUUCUAUGAUUCUAUAAACCCCCGUCCCCAGCACCCAAGAAUCUAUAGGCGGAGUCUGGCACCAGGCAUCUGCGGGACCCGUUUCAUUAUUAUUAUUAUUAUUAUUAUUAUUACUACUACUACUACUACUACGACUACUACUACUACUACUACUAUUAUUAUUAUAUCGUCGUAUACCCGGAAGUCUCACUGUAAAUACAUGGGAUUCCUGAACUGAGUAUUAGGUACAGCGAGGGCAAGAAGUGGGGAAGGGGCUUUGGAAAUGAAUCAGGGGUGCCAACUUAUAUAAAAUAUUCGGGGGGGGGGGUAGGUAUAAUCACAUGACACAGUGCGCGCGCGCGCACCCCAUUAGAAUGGCAAUAUCAUGCCCAUCAAUUUUGUGGUGCCCUGAAAUAUUUUAGGGGGAACUGGUCUGAUAAACUUAGAUAGAUCCAGAUAGAGAUUCCUGAAUCAGAGCAGCAGUCGUGAUCCGUGCCCAUUGCGCACAAAAGGAAUGAUUAUCAUUAGUAGUAUUAUAAAUAUAUUUUUAGCCUACUUCCAAGAAGGGCUAAGGUGCACCUUCCGGGAGAGAUGGAGGAUGAAAGGAGCAGCGCUUGCUGGACCCUCGCAGAAGCCCCCGCGGAGGAGGAGGAGGAGGGAGCAGCGGAGGAGGCGGCGCUGCGCGGCGGCGGCGGCGGGCGUGGCUUUGGCGCGAGGGCCGGCGGAGCCUGUGCUUGGGGAAGGCCCGGCUCAGAGCAGAUGGGGAGGCGCGCAGGGCCGGCGACAGUAAGUGGCGCCUUCUUCCGCGGGGCUCUCAGGCCACGGGGACCUUUCCGCCGGGGGUUUUGCGGCUGCGCCUCUCUUCGCCUUUGCUCUCUACCUGCGACUCCUUUUCCGCCUGCUGCUUCUCCUCCUCUUCCUCCCGGCCUUUGCUCCUCCUCCCGCCGCACUUUGUUUCGGCCUCGGUCUCGGAAACUCGCCGUGAAAUCCGAGGUUGGGGUGUUUGGCGGCGGCGGCACGGAGCAUGUGCAGAGUGCGUUUCCUGCCACGCACUGCUGGAAUGGAGGGUCCGGGCAGCUUCCCGUUCGCAAGAUGCACCUUUUCAGUCGAGAGCAAGGCGCUCUCUCUUGCCACUUGGGGGGACGGGGGGGGACGGGGACCAGGAUUUUUCCCACGGAGAGGCUUCACUGAGACUUUUUUUUUUAACUUUUGGCUUUCUUAUUGUUGCCUGUCAGGGUUUGCGAGGCUUGAGGGGGACCCAACAUGCAUUUUGUGGGUCCCCCUCAAAGCCAGGCCAAAACAUUGUGUUUUCUGAGAGAACAGCAAAUAGCCUCUUCCUCAGCUGCCCAGUAUCCAAGGCUGGUCAAGGGCGCUGAGUAUUAAUGAUACUAAUUUCAUUUCUUAUCCAUCCUUUACCAUAAGGUCCCAAGGCAGGUGACAGCAACUUAAAAAUACAGUAUUUCAAACGUUUUAAAGCAAAUUGCAGUCGCAAGAAUAGAGUGGGGCCUAAAAAAAAUAAGUUUCUCAAGUGUCAAAAGGCCAGUGUGAAGAAUGCUGUGUUUUGCAAAUCCCAAGUCCUGAGAUGACCUACAGAUGUCUUCCAUAAUUCAUAUUUUUUAGGCAUUGAAGCUAGGUUUGUAUUGUAGGUGGGACUUUCCGUGAGAGCCCACCUUUCUUGAAAGGAAAGGAAAUUCCUGGAUUGGCUCCCAGAGUUUAUUUGCCCAUGUGGCAUAUCUUAUUUUUCUUUUAAUCAUACCAAGCAUACAUUAAGCAUCGAUUGCUUUCUGGCAAAGCGCUUUUGUGUAACUAAAAAGCUUCCACAUCUUAGUGAGCGACUGAUUGGCCCAAUGAAAGAUGUCAUUUUGCCAUUUCUCUUCACUGUGGGUUAGCCUCAAAAUAUUCCCCAGCUCCCCUAGGAAUAACAUGCUUCAGCCACAUAUUUCAGAAGGGAACCUCUUCUAUUCUCUCCCCAGUCCAUUAAUUCUUGUUUUGAUGACCUGGACAGGAGGGCUUAGAAAAUGGAGAUUGCUUAAAAACUUAACAAGAGUCAUUUUAUCAAAAAUUUAAUUCUAAGGUAACUACUUCCACAUGAUGCUGUCCCUUCACUUUGUUCUCUCUCUCUUACAAACAUUUUAACAAACUUUCACCCUGCCUUCCCUGAAGACUCGCGGCAGCUACCAGUUCAACUAUUUCAUACAGUAAAGCAAAAGCAAACUCCAUGAAUACUGUUUGAAAACCAUGUGAAUAUUUCAGAAUAUAUUUAACAUUAUUUUAAAUAAGGACAUUUUGCACAGGCCCUUCUAAAGACUUGUUUAGGCUGCAGCGGGCCUCAGUGUUCCAUUAUGCAUAAGGACACACUAACUGCUUCUCUUCUGGAACACCAAAGGAGUUUCUUUGAAUUCAGGAACUCUUGUCCUUUUAACACAGAUUUAUUUGGGAUGCUUGCAACGGUUGCUGCAGCUUUCUGUGGCAACCAGAUGGGUUGUAUUUCUUAAUAUUAAUAAGCAUUUAUAUAGCUCGCUUGAAGUGUUCAGAUGCACAUUCUCUCAGUGUACCAUAUCGCUGUAAGAGAGACUGGUAUUAUUAUAGGGGUCAAAGGGCUAGUGACAAUGUCAUGCUAUGUGACCAUAACUUUCACACAUCUUCAAUUUUUCCUAAAAGUGGCUGUUGAUUUGGAGGAGCAAGAUGACUACCACCACAGUGCGAACUCUUUGUACAAACCAGUGGAUGUCACUACCCAAGAAGAGACACCCCUGUUCAAGGAGCCAGAGGGAAACAGACACGGUUUUCACAAGCCUAAAGAUCACUUCAAUGGCACCUACAUUAUUUUCUUCCUUCUGGGGACUAGCUCUCUCUUGCCUUUGAACUUCAUCAUCACUGCAAAGAAUUACUGGAUGUACAAACUUCAGAACUGCUCAGAAGAAAUCUCUCCAGCAGAGCAGGGAACUUCGGAUGUUCGCGUAAGUGUUGGGAAUUCAGGUUUUAACUCGGCUGUGUUAACCCUUCUCUUUAUCUGUGAGCUUAGUGCAUGAAUUUUAUGUCUUAAUCCUUAUGGAGGACAAGACUUUCACUUAUGGAAGAGAGCUCUGGUUUGUUUUUGCAAAUACGUUGUGCACGUGGUGUCCAUAAUCCAGCAUUUGGGGCUUUUUUAGUUUAGAAAAUAUGACAGUGAAGAAAAGAGAUACGGACAUCUUCUUUUCAUCCCUCUUGCACUAUAUUGGUCCUGUUUGUGGGCUUCUCAGAGGCAUGUGGUUGUCCAGUGUGGGAAUCAGGUUUCUAAGUAUUUUGGCAUUUGGAGUUAAAACACUCAGCAGAAGUCAAACUUAAUACUGAAUCCCUAUUGGAGGAGCACACUUUACCCUGGAUAUAGUCACACUAAGAUUCUGAGUUUAGGAAAAUAAGAAAGCUCUGUUUAUUACCAGGAAAGAUCCUGGUUCUGCCUAACCUGGGAGAUGCAGUGAGCUAUGCUUGCUGUUGCGUCUCAAACUAUGUUUGCAUCUUGCAUGCAGAGAGAUCCAAAAGUAGAUGUCUCCUUUUCCAAGGUGAGGAUGAAGGAGAAGGAAGUAGGAAAUGAGGUCAGCAACCCUAAGGGUAUCAGUCUAGUACCGGAGGGAAGGUCAGCACAGGUUAGGUCAGAAAGGGCAGUCUAGGAAACUUUAAGGGUUUUUCCUCACUCUCCUCUUUUCCAUGCACAUGUCAGCCUUCAGUGCAAGCUGAGUUGGAUCCCAGUACUUCCAACCGUCUGUUGGUUUGAUAAGUGAAACUGAUGAUUUGCAGGACUCAUGAGAGACAAAAGAAAGUACUUCAUCACACAGUGCAUAAGUAAUUUUUGGAUUUCGCUGCCAUUCUGAUCUUUUAUGUGUGGUUUUCCCUCUCCCCACCCCCCACCCCCACUCAGGCUAGGCUGAGACUAGGGGAGCAGCAAAUGUUUUUUCACAAUUUCUCUCAAGGCCUUUAUUAUCCAGGUGCUCUGAUGGACUCAAAGUCUGGUUUCAUAACUGGGGGCAGAUUGGAAACCCUGAGAGUGUACUUGUCCGGGCUCCUAAAAAGCUAGCACUGGAACUUAUGAGUCAAUCAGUUCAAUUCAGUGCUUAAAAUAAAUUAGGCAGCUUAAUUUAUUCCUUAAAUAAAUUAGCCAGCCUCCUAAAAGUUUUAAAUAGUUUUGUUGGAAAUUUGAUAAAAAUUUCCAUCAUUGCAUAGGGAAUUCUAAUUCAUAUAGUUGUAAAGGUAUGUGAGGAAUAAGGAAGGGGAUGAAUUGCAGAACCUCUAAAUAAGAGGCUUGGCUGUGUGUGAUAACACAGAAUACGCUGCUUUCGAAACUUGCCAGCAUCUCAUGGCAUUAAUCUCACAGGUGUAUAGGGACUUUCACUGUAAUGCGCAUAGCAUGACAAUUGUCUAGCUGCAUAAUUGUUGCUGCUGUUUAGUGUCCAAUGAAAGAUCCACACACAUCACAGUAUUGCAGCUCAAGUUAGGAAUUUUUCACCUUUUUGAAAAGGUACAGAUGGGAUUAUGGCUGCAUCUCUUGGCAGCCCAGUGCAUACUACUCCCAAGACUUUUGCCAUCUUGUAUAAACUGUAACUCAGAAAUAGUAGGAUGAAGGAAUGACAUUCUGGAGGUUUGAUUAACUAUCAAGUAAAAAGGGCUAGCAUGGACUCAGUAUUUACUUGUCUCCUAUCAGGGAAAACCAGAACUGGAUCACUCUGGUACUACAUGAGAAAUGGAUGGAUGGAUGAAUGGAUGGCGUUUACACUUGCCUGUGAAGUGCAAACAGUAGCAGCCCACCUCUAGGCAUUGUCUUUGAAAAAAAAUAUUUUUUUAAUGGUUUUAGCACAGUAACCUCUCACGGGACCCAAUGAGGAUUUGCUAGGGUGUUGCAGGCUAGGAUGCUUCCUGCAGCUCCAGUGAAUGUCAAGAGCUGUUCCCCAUAUAAUUAUUUUUGCUACAGGGAUAGCCUCCAAGAUGCUUGCCUUAACUUUAGAACUGCUUGGCAAGUUUCGGCUUUAAUGCCAGUUUCCAUCCAAAAUCACACGUGUCUUCCCCACUUUGUCUGACGCUUGUCUCAUUUCUCACUUUAGGGUAAGUAACAUAAAAAUAGGAAGCUUCCUUAUUCAGUGUGAGGCCACUUGAUCCAUCUAGCUUCUUGUCAUAUGCACUGAGCGGUAGAAGCUCUCCAGGGUUUCAGGCAGGAGUCCUUCCCAGCCCUAAAUGGAGAUCCUGGAGGUGGAUCUACAGAUCUUUUGCACCAAAGGAGCCUGCAUAAAAGAGAAGGCACACCUUAAGAGACAAACCUCCGCAAAAAUUAGCAAUAUAGAACAAGAUAUCAUAGGCCUCUCAACACACUAUGGAUCUUUUGCAUGCAAAGGGGGGAAAGGCACCUGCAAAUUAGCUGUGUGUUUUGGGCUUAUCACUUGUUUCCCUUGUAACCUUCAAAGUUGAAAAAGUUGCCUUGCCACUGCAUAGCAGCAGCUUCUCCCCCAGUCCUUUCUGAAUGUCACGAUGAUUCCAGCAUUUGCUACAUGCCCAGGUCCUGCAGAAUGGGUUGCAACAGCUGUCUGGGAAAACCAAUUUUCGCAAGUGCUAUCAAGCUCUAACAGAGGCUUACCAGCCUAUCUGUCAGAUUGCAAAGUACUAUAGUGAGGAUUAAAACAGAGUUCUGAUAGGGCAGGCUGAGCGAUGAUGGCUGGCUGUUGGAAACACUACAUUGAGAAAAGUGUAAAAUAAAUAAAUAAACCUUGAUCUCGCAAAGGGGACCCCAGAGGGAACAGAGUAAACAUAGGGCCUUAAAUUGCAAAAGCAGGAAGGCCUACUCCGCUUUCUGAUCGAAAUGUCACUUGAAAAUAUUAGCUAUUUAUAGUCUGUGUGCAGGUGUUUCUGCACAAGGGAUCAGUGUGAGAAAGGGGAAGGAGGGAAUGUUCAUCGAUAGGACAUCCCAGGGGUAUGUUCAAUGAAGUACGGUGAGCAGCAAACCUAAUACAUUCUCUUUCAACGCCAGAGGUUUUUGCUUAGUGCUUUGAGAAUCGGUUCUAAUUCUUUGUGAAUUUUGCAAAGCAAUGACAACCCCAUGCUGACAUGCAACAGUUGCAUUAAUUUUGUUAUGAAUGUGGUAAUGGUGACUGCUGGGAUAGCUCAGUUGGUAGAGCCCGAGACUCUUUAAUCUUGGGGUUGUGGGUUCGAGCCCCACAUUGGGCAAAAUAUUCCUGCAUUGCAGGGGGUUGGACUAGAUGACCCAUGGGUCCUUUCCAACUCUACGAUUCUAUGAAUUGGAAUGAGCCAUACAAAAUAUAGACAAACUUCUGUUUUGUUCUCAAAGCCUAGCACCACCUUCCCAACACUGGCCUGCCUUGCUUAAUUCCAGACAUUGGAGGUUGUUAGAAUAAGCAGUGAAAAACACUCUUGCUUCUUCUUGCCUUUGUCAACACUUUGCAUAAUGGGAGGGGAAGCCCUGCUUGUCCCCAGUGCCUCUGCCAUGGCAGACAACUCAGGAGAAGACAGUGUGUGUGUUGUCUCAGUUUGGCUUGGGUUUUGGAGAAAGUGGGAACUACAGUGCUUGCAUUUCCUCUUCAUAGCCCAGCAUGAAGUGAGAGACUUAACAUGCCUGUGUUAUCUGCAAGAUUAGUUUUGCUGUUUUGCUAUUGCGUGCUUAGAGGGCUCAGGAAAGGGGAGGGCACAGUGGCAAUCAACAGUAAUUACUGACAAGUAAUUUGAAAUGUAUGACCCUCCUAGGUCUGCCUACUUCGGGAUUCCGUGCUGCCACAACGCCAAUGACGCAGGUGUUUAAAAAGUGGAGACGCGGGCAUGGCAGUAGAAGUCUACAGGUGCCCAUUAUAGUCCAGCUUUUCCAAAGUGAAAACCCUCUUAGCACCUGUUUGGAAUUCUGCAAGCUGCCUGCUGUACUUUAUGGCUUUUUCCAAAACACUGGCAGGUGUGAACAGGCUGCCGGCUGCAGCAGGGAGCCUCUUGUCUUGGCGUGCAAGCUUAGAAGUUUGUUGCUUCUUGAUUCACAGGAUUGGCGUUUUGAUGCGAACGCUCCAGUGGAGGAAGCCUCCUAGGCAUCUUGGUCCCACACUGUUGUUUUCCUCCUUAAUUCCUAGUUGCUUUCCUUCCCUUGGAUUUUUUAUUUCUCUUUAGCAAAGUAGGUAACUUCUCCCAAGAGAACAUUGGCACGUCUCUUAUGAUGGGCAACUUCAAAUUUUACUGGGCUUCCCAUGUUUGUUUGUUUUUAAUGCAAGGUUCUAUUUUGAAGUGUUAAGCUUCUGAAAUUCCGGCACGAAUAAAAUUAACAUGCUUGAUUUUGCAGCUCCACUGAAAAUCCUCACUUUCUCGACAAGGCCUAGUGCUUCGCUGGCCAAGUUUACAUAUAAGUGGAUUGCAAAACAAAAUGAUUCACCGGAGUUUCCAGUAUGAAGGGGCCAGUGGACCUCUGCUUAUGUGGCAUCUGUAGCUAGUGGAUCUUGCUCUGAGAUUGGACCAAUGAGACUUGAGUACCAAUGCUCUGUUAGUUUGUGUCUUCAAAACAUUUAAGAUAACUCAGUGGAGAGAGUAAAACCCUAAAAAUCAGCAGCAGUGAAACCACCAUUAAAAGCAGUUAUAAAACCAUAAUAAGAAGGGUUUGAAAUAUAAAUAUUAAGUACUUUUAUCUGCAAUCUUUGCAACAGCCCUGUAAGGCCGGUGUUGGUAUCUCCAUAUUUCAAAUAGGGAGCUGAGACUGAUUUGAUUUGCCUAAGGCAAUCCAGCAAACUUCAUGCAUGAUCAGUUUGAGUUGUACUUUCUUUUCUUGCUGGUGAUUCCCCUUCAUAGGCUUGAAUUAUUGCCAUCGAUGCAUUCACAAAAACAAACAAAGAUACCAUUAUUCCUACAAACUCAACCAUUUCCACCAGCAAAAUUAGGAAAUAAUUUCAGUUCCUCUCUUUAGAAAUGCUACCACUUCUGUUUCAUGGCUGCUUCUGGCAUGGACUGGUUUACACAGACAGAAGAACUAAAGAGGUAUACUCUAACGACCAAUUUUGAUUAUUACAUUUGAUGUAGGACUUGCAGAAAUGCAAGCAGCUCUCGCUUUGCAACUCUUGCUUCACCCAUGUAAAUUGCUGGAGCCCAGCCAUGAUUUUAAGAACUAGCCUCUUAGCUACAGGUGACCAGGACCUGAGUUCAGGCAAGUGCAUGGAGUACCAUGUACGUGAGUGAGAGGGCUGCUGGUAGCGGUGGGCCCAGCAUGGAAACCCAAACAGGUUGCCAGAGAAGGGACAGAAUUCUCCACCUUUCUUCUGCCCAACCAGCAGCAAGCUAGUUAAAACAGUUGCAGGCUAGUAACUUUAGUGAGCUUAUUUACGAAAGCUGGUGUAGCAUAUGAGGCAAAAACCGAAGUGAGGGAAUGAAUGAAUGGAUCUUUAUUUGUGUCAGCCAUCGGCCAUAGCAGGAAAACAACAAUACAAUAUACAAAGAAUAAAAAUUAAAAAGUCAAUUAUAUAAAAUACAUUUUAGGGUUUUGAAUCAAUAGUCAAAUAGUGGAUCUUAUUCUAAUUGCCCCAGCUGAAAUGCUUGCAACCUUAGCUGACUUCAAAGCAACAACGCUGACACGUCAUUCUGGUGCUAGUAGUGACAUGGAUGUCAGAAGACAACUUGCCCCAUUGAGCUGCCCACCUAUUAACCCACCUCUCACUAUUGCCACCCCAUUGACUUGGACAUGUAGGAAGAUGUCAACACUCUGACUUCUUUACCAAUAAUAGUGGAAGCAUAGCUGUCAACAUUUCCCUUCUUUAAAAGGGAAAUUCCCUUAUUCCGAAUAGGAUUCCUCACAAGGAAAGGGAAAAGUUGACAGCUAUGAGUGGAAGUGAUACAGAGAGUGACUCUUCUGGAAGCUCUGUACCAGUAGGCGUGAGGGGAAAGUAUUCAUUGUAAUGUUGUUUGGGAUAGAACCCUGACAUAUACUUGGCCACAGUUAUAAAUGCAUCCCAAUAUUGGGAAGUGUUUCCCUAAUUGGGAAACACCUUUUGCUCAGAAAAGGGGGCAGGGAAACCCUGCAGUGAUGCUAUAUUGUCAUUAGUCCAACAAAGUGCAGCAAUGGUGGUCUAACGUCAGCUCAUGCAGCCUAGAAACGCUGCUGUUUACCCACUCUAGACACUGCAUCAAUCUCUCCAUGGCAUAACAGCAACUUGGGGAUAUUUGUUCUUCGUCGUGAAGGGUCACAAAGCACCGUGCAGAUUUAACAAGCUGAUGUGGGGGUAUAUGCAGGGAUUAAUGUACUGAGCCAUCAAAUAUAGCCACUCCUGUGAUAUCGCGUAACACUUUAGGUGAGAAGUAUUUGAUCACUAGCAGGCUGUCUCCUGGUGCCCUCAAGGAAAGAUCUGACACUGAAGGGUUUGGCGCUGUGAAUUUUGACCUGGUUUCACUUUUCUGAACCUGUUUCUCUUGACUUAUUUUAAUAGUGAGAUUGAACAUUUAUUUUCCACAGCCGUUUCAUGUCUGGAAACCCUGGACACCCCUUCUCUGAGGUAAAAUGCUCCUCUAGCAAUGCUGUCUUUCAGAGACCCACCCCACCAGCUGCCUGACCUCCUCUGGUGGUCUUAGUUAUGGGUAGGCAAACUAAGGCCUGGGGGCCGGAUCUGGCCCAAUCACCUUCUAAAUCCAGCCCAUGGACGGUCCAGGAAUCAGCAUGAGUAGAAUGUGUCCUUUUCUUUAAAAUGCAUCUCUGGGUUAUUUGUGGGGCAUAGUUCAUUCCUCCCCCCCAAAAAAAAAUAUAGUCCGGCCCCCCACAAGGUUUGAGGGACAGUGGACUGGCCCCUGCUGAAAAAGUUUGCUGACCCCUGGUCUUAGUACACCACAAGCUUCACAUGAGUCAACAGUCUGGAACAGCAGCCAAAAAAAAGAAGGCUAAUGCUAUUCUAGGUUGCAUCAGCAGAAGUGUGGUGUUCUGAUCAAGCUCUAUUCUGCCUUGGUCAGACCUUACCUGAGUACUGUGUCCAGUUCUGGGCACCACAAUUUAAGAAGGAUAUCGACAAGCUGAACCUUGUGCAGAGGAGGGCAACACAGAUGAUAACAGGUCUGGAAGCUAAGCCUUAUGAGGAAUGGUUGGGGGAAUUGGGUAUGCUUAGCCUAGAAAAGAGGAGAGGCUGAGAGGAGACAUGAUAACCAUCUUCAAAUAUCUAAAGACCUAUCACAUGGAAGUUGGAGCAAGCUUCUUUUCUCCUGCUCCAGAGUGCAGAACCCAAACCAAUGGCUUCAGGUUUCAGGAAAGGAGAUUCCAACUAAACAGGAGGAACUUUCAGACUGUAAGAGCUGUCUGACAGUGAAAUGGACCGUCAGAAGGUGGUGGACUUGCCACCAUUUGAGGUUUUUAAGGAGAGGUUGGAUGGCCACCUGUCAUGUAUUAUCUAGUUGAGAAUCCUGAAUUUUAGGGGGUUGGACUAGACCUCAGGGUCUCUUCUGACUCUCCCAUUCUGUGACCUCACAGCAAGAAGACAGUCUUUCAUCAGCAAAGAGAGGAGAAGAAGGUUCCCACCCCAUCAAAAUAAACCCAGCAUUUUUCAUGUUUAUAUGUCUUCCAAAAGACAGGUGACUUCACCACUCGUGGUUUCCUGGGGCAUGCUGACCUGAUUACCAGGUUCAGAUGGAUGAUAAACUUAUCUUUAUCUGGAGCUCGGCUCAAUUAAUAUGUAACAUUUAGCUCAUUGCCCCAUACCUAAUUUCCAGCAGAACUCCCCACAAACAAGAUUAGAUUCUGAUUUGGGUGUCCUAAAAGGAUCUCUUGGCUAGUACUUCAAAUGGGCCAUUAAGGAAGCUAAGGAAUGAUUGAGCUGUUUAGGAGAAAGAUAAGGUAGCCACUGAGAACAGAAUGCUGGACUCGUGGGCUUUUGGCCUGAUCUAGCAGAGUUCUUCUUACGUAAUGUUGUUUGUAUGUGAGGACCACAUAUCUGAGUCCCCAACUAAAUUAUAUACAAGAUGAGAGGUUUCUAAUUCAGUCUAAUCCAUGUUUGCUGCAUGGAGCAAGAUUGAGAAAAUGCUGAUUGGCUCAUAGUAGAUAAGGCUCCUUCAUUUCUACAAAACAGCAAACGGGGGCGGGGCUUGGGGAGGGGGAGAAUUAGAAAGUUAAGUGGUAUCAUUUUUCCACAGUACUUUCUCAUGCAGUGACAUGCGACUGAACAGUUUCUGAAAAACAUUCCAGUGCUUUAUUUUUUUCCAUGGGGGGUUGGGGUGUCUUUCACAAGUUCAUUAGUAAAAAUGAAUGGAUGCCGGCUGCAAAUAGCUAUUGAGCAAGAUCAGACAGUUUCAAAGUUUGUACAGUGGUACUUCGGGUUACAUACACUUCAGGUUACAUACGCUUCAGGUUAGACUCCGCUAACCCAGAAAUAUUACCUCGAGUUAAGAACUUUGCUUCAGGAUGAGAACAGAAAUUGCGUGGUGGUGGUGUGGCAGCAGCAGGAGGCCCCAUUAGCUAAAGUGUUGCUUCAGGUUAAGAACAGUUUCAGGUUAAGAACGGACCUCCGGAAUGAAUUAAGUACGUAACCAGAGGUACCACUGUAUCUUUGUUUAUUAAAUGCAAGCAAAAUAAGCUUGUUGAUUUAGAUCACUUGCUGGGACGUCAGAAAAAAUUUCCCAGCACAAACUGACAAUUACUCUGUGCAGAUUCCUCGCAUAGCAGAAUGGUCCUCUUGUUUUCCAGUUCAGUAUUUUCUAAGAAGCCCACUUCAUUGUUCUCAGGUCAGGAGAGCGCAGUGUCUGAAGUGGCACCGUGAGGAGGAUUUAGCAUGCUGCCUAGAAUCAUAGAAUCAUAGAGUUGGAAGAGACCACAAGGGCCAUCGAGUCCAACUCCCUGCCAAGCAGGAAACACCAUCAGAGCACUCCUGACAUAUGGUUGUCAAGCCUCUGCUUAAAGACCUCCAAAGAAGGAGACUCCACCACACUCCUUGGCAGCAAAUUCCACUGUUGAACAGCUCUUACUGUCAGGAAGUUCUUCCUAAUGUUUAGGUGGAAUCUUCUUUCUUGUAGUUUGGAUCCAUUGCUCCGUGUCCGCUUCUCUGGAGCAGCAGAAAACAACCUUUCUCCCUCCUCUAUGUGACAUCCUUUUAUAUAUUUGAACAUGGCUAUCAUAUCACCCCUUAACCUCCUCUUCUCCAGGCUAAACAUGCCCAGCUCCCUUAGCCGUUCCUCAUAAGGCAUCGUUUCCAGGCCUUUGACCAUUUUGGUUGCCCUCCUCUGGACACGUUCCAGUUUGUCAGUGUCCUUCUUGAACUGUGGUGCCCAGAACUGGACACAGUACUCCAGGUGAGAUCUGACCAGAGCAGAAUACAGUGGCACUAUUACUUCCCUUGAUCUAGAUGCUAUACUCCUAUUGAUGCAGCCCAGAACUGCAUUGCUUUUUUAGCUGCCGCGUCACACUGUUGGCUCAUGUCAAGUUUGUGGUCAACCAAGACUCCUAGAUCCUUUUCACAUCUACUGCUCUCAAGCCAGGUGUCACCCAUCUUGUAUUUGUGCCUGAGAAGAGAGAGAUGGGAAUAUGUUUCGCCUGGGAGUUGCGUGACAUAUACCCGUGACUGUCUUGCAAGCAGAGAUGUGUCUAAAUGCUUUCCGUCUCAGAAUGCUAAGAUAUGCAAAUAAUGAGUGAGUCAGGCUGUUAAUGAUUCCCCUAGAAUUUGAGGUGUUAAGUUUGGAAAGUUGUUUUGUUUUUAAAGGCAACCCAGGUUGCAAUGUUAACUAUUCUCGCUUAGAAAGUCCCAUUGAAAUCAGCAGGCUAGCGUGAAUCAGCACGGCUGGCGUCAGGUUUGUUAGUUUAUUAUUGCAUUUAGGGCAACUCUUACCAGUGCAGAAAAGGUCUUUAGGUUUUAGUGCAAUCUUGAAUAUAUAACGCUUGCCUUGGAGAAUGAGCUAAAGUAGCACAAGUGGGCUUGGUUGGUUGUUUUUAAUGUUCCCGAGUGGCAUCUUUGUAAAAUUGACUUAUUUUUGUGUGGGAGCUUUUAUGGCUAUACGCAGGAAGAAGUAAAUGUGGUCAUGUAUCUGAAAUGCUGUUACUGAGAGUUACAUAUGGAACCCCGGCCUCAGGUUUACAUAAUACAGCCAAUCUUGCAACAUGGCCUACUUUAAACAAGGGCAUUGAGGGGGCUGGACUGGGAGAAGUAUGAGCUAAGGAAACCACUAAGUGAAUUUUAUUGCUUAUGGAAAGUGCUGGCUUGCUAACCCUGAAAAACGGAAUGCUUUAUCCAUGCGACAUAAACAGCUAAGUCAGCAGUGACACAACCCCUUAUUCUCCUCUCCUGCCCUUUGACAUUUGGGAGGAACAGGUUUGUAGCUGAUGCAAGAGACAUGAUCGCUUUGCAGAGUCAGGAAGAGGCAUGUUGCCUCGUUUCCCCCUAGAAAAGUCUACUGUGCACUUUGGUGGGACUUGUUGGAGGUGUCGCAUGUAUAUGUAUGCCGCUGCUGGUAACACUCUUUUGAGUGCAGGUUGUGUCAUUGGAGGUAGAGUUAAGCAUCUCCAAAACCUGUGAGGGUUGUGAGGGGUGUGUAUGUGACAAAAACAAGUUUCUAAACCUUAUAGGUAUAAAGAUAGACUUGAAAAUGAAGGGUGUGGUGUCUAGUAAAUCACAGAAGCUGAAUUUAUUCCUGAAUAGGUUUUCUGCUACACUGGGGAUGAGGGAUUCAGUGCCCUACAAAUAUGGCUGACAUGGCACCUUCCAAGUCUCAUCAUUGGGGUCCAUGCUGUUUGGAGCCGGCAGACAUUUGGACAGCAUCCCUGGUCUAAGGAGAAGCAGAAUGCACUGCAUGCAACAAGCAAUAAAAUAAAUGCAAUAGUGCACAAUGUGGCUUUUCUUUAUGCAGAAUUUGGGUCAUUCCAUGAACUUCUAUUUUGUACUAGGGAUGGGUUCCUUUCUCACCUGCACGUCAUUUGAGUCUUUGCAUUUCCUUAUGUUUUCUUGAGUGGAAUGCACUAAGAACAUUUAACGUCAAGCAUUUUUUUCUGGUCUGGAAGCCUGCCCUUUCAGUAACUCCCUGUACCCAGAGCCCAGAGCUUUGUUCUCUGCUCAGCUUUGCAUGAUUUGCCUCAAAGUGGAUGAAUGAUCAAGCCAAAGGAGUCUGCUCUUCCUAAAGAACAAUGGAAAAUGGAGGCUUUAAAUAUUUCUCGGCACUUACACUUUGAAGAAUGGUUGUAGCUGAAUUGCCAUUGCACAGGAAUUUUAAUAACACCGGUGUUAUUGCCAGAUAUGCGCAAGCAAAAUGAAACGCCAGCAAAAGGGGCCUAAUGUGCAUAUAUGUCCAACAUGCCAAGUUGAUUGCACAGCAAGAAGCCUUGGCAGCCUGCUGGGGAGGCCUGACCUAUUAUUUGAGAAAGCACUGGCUUGCACUAAUGGCCUAGUAAAGUCACAGAAGAUUUUGUUGUUGCCUUUUAAUGUAUUGACAUAGCAGCCCAGAUUUGGUGCCACGGAUAACCCGUUUUCAGGAGUCCAAGACUAGAGCCUGAUCUUAAUGGCUCACCAGCCAUUCCACUCUUACAUAUGGGAUCAUAGAGUUGGAGAGGGCCUUGUAGGUAUCUAGUUCAAUCCUCUGCUGGGUGCAGGAAAUACAGAGCUAGAACAUGCCCAGGAGAUGACUGCCGGGCCUCUUCCAGAAGGCCUGCAGUGAGGAAGAGCCCAGCACCUCUCUAGGUAAUUGGUUCCCUUGCCCAACUCCUCUUACUCUCAAGAGGUUUUUCCUAAUGUUCAACCCAAAUCUACCCUACUUGAGCAGGUUAAAUCUAGUUCUAUCCAAUGAGGUACCUAGUGGACAAGGCUUUCCCCUCUGUUUGGCAGUCCUUCGGGGAUUUUAAGAGGGCUAUCACAUCCCCCUCCCCCUUAGUCUUCUCUUGUCCCAGCUAAAUAUACCUGGGUCACAUCUAUGCCAUAUAUUUGAAGCAUUCUUCUACCACAUUCAUGGAGAAUCCUGGGGUCUGUAGUUUGUUACUAGUCCUGGGAAUUGUAGCUCUGUGAGGUCAGCUCCCAUAACAAACUACACUUCCCAGGUGUAUGAUGUGGAAGCGACCUCAGUUCCUUCACCUUUUCCUCAGAGGACUUGCUUUUCCAUGUCUCUAACCAUCCUCUGAACCGCUCGGCCCUGAAACGUGUGGCAAAAGAAUAAUUGAAAAGAUCUCUGAGCAGGCAUGGAGUAACCUCAGCACUACAGAAAGUGCAGAGAGCCCCCUCAGGCUGCGCAUUGCUAGGAAGGAGGGCUUCCAGAUCGAAAUGCCCUGAUGCUUCUGGAGAGGCUGGAGCCCUGGCAUCUCUGGCUCCUCUUCUAAAAAUUAAGCACCAGUUGGAACCAGGCCCUGCAAAGCAGAGCAAUCUCCUGCAGUCUGCUGUUUAAUUAUAGUUCCUUCCAUCUGGUGGUUUCUCAGGGUGCAGCACAGUCAGUAAUUUCUCCUAAUAACAAAUGACUGUGGGGAACUGGUGCGAAUGCCGCAGUUCUACAAAGAGGAAGAAAUCAAGGCACAGGGAGAUUAAAGGUUUGAUCAGGAAACAAGGUGGGGCAUCCAACCUAACCUGGUGUCAGACAACCCCUGAACUUUAGACCACAUCACCAUUGGCCUUUUGCGGAGAGUGUCAUGACUUGGGUGUUGGAGUGCUAUAUGGCAUCCUUGCAUAGUGUUUCCUUAACUUCCUUCAGCCUGUACAGUAAGCUAAAUUGGUCACCAUGGGUGAUGGAGUCUGUUCUUUUUACCCUCCCUUCUUUUCACUGCCAAUGGUUGCACACUUCAGGUGCUUAACAGGUGCAUCUUAGGCUAAUGCUGGAUAUACCUUGGAAUCAGGAAAUGCAAAGGUGAUGCUGGCAGGUGCACAUAGCAGGCUGGAUGUUCUGUGUGUCGGAAAUCAAGCCUUUAUCAGGAGAAACUUGCAACACUCCCAGGCACCCGGCUUGGUCUCCUGUUGACCUCCCUGGCUGCAUUCCCAGCAAGAUCCAGGCUAGGUCGCGAUAGGCGAUUCUUCUCAGCGUGAGAAGAACACACCCCUCCCUCCUGCUCUCCCGGCAGGGAAAAGGAGAUAGACAGAAACGUUUUUACAUGCUUUUAUUUCUGUCUUUGAAGCAUAACAGAAGACAUGACUGCUCUCUUCAAGCUCCAGCAGUCGAGUGACAAACACCUCCUGUACUUCCUGUACAAGAGCAAGAGGAAGAGCUCAUAUUACACUCUGAGCUAAUUCCGGUGCUUGCCUUUUGAGCUGACUGUCCCUCUGUUUCGCACAGACAGUCACAACAUUCCCAUCAUGUUUACUUUUCAAGCUAGCAGUUUGCAGCUGCAUUGCUUCUAUAUCGUAACACUGUGGGUAUCUGUAUAGCAUGGUGCAUUUGAUAGGAGCAGGGUCUCAUAGGAAGAUGCUGUUUUCCUAAAUCAGGCCAGUGGCCCAUCAGUAUUGCCUGCAGUGUCUGCUAGUGGCUUUUUAGGUUUUCCGAUAGGGGAUGUUUCCAGCCCUGGAGUUGCUGUGUUUUGAACCUGGGGCCAUCUGAAUUCAGUGCAUGUGUCCUUUUCACUGAGCCAUGAACCUUCUCCUGCACAAGGGCCUGCUUUAUCUAAGCCUGCCUUGUGAUCAGGGCUGUGUGUCUUUCCUGAUUCCAUGCCAGAACAGAAAUAUAUAGAACAUGGUGUGCUGAAAUCGCCUGUCUGGGAGUUUUGGCUAUAUCUUAAGCUCUUUUGUUUUCAAGGAUGCAAAGAUAAGCUAGGAAAUAUGUGGGUGGUGCCCAUAUAAAAUAUUGGAAGCCUUGGAGAAUAAGAUUCCCACUUUUUAAUAUAUACACAAAAAUAUUUUAUACCCCACCUUUCCACCACAAGGUCCACACAGAAGAACGGACAUCUCAUCAGUUAGGGAGGUUUAUAGUAUGGAAGCAGACAGACCUUUGAUUACUCUGAUCCCAGGUCAUUCAGUGCUCUAGAGACCCAGACCUGCUGUUUGAAUUCUGCCUGGAAACAAACUGGCAGCCAGAGAGCAGGGUCUCAAGACACAGUAAGCCAAACUGUGACUUAAACCAGGACCACAUGAGUGGGUGGUCUCCAAGAGAGAAGCUUGCAGACAUUUUGCUCCUCCCUGGCCUUUUCUACUCCCAUGCCAGGUUGAGCUAAGCCAAGGUUUGACUUAACGUGCUGCCUGAACCCAGACUCAUGGUUUAGCUCUUUCCUUGCUAACCACAAUCUGUAGCCAAUAACAAACCUUGGCAUGCAUAGCUCUGCCUCUUUGACUAUAAUCACCUCCUAAAAAGCGCUAACGAAACAAAAUAGGGAUGUUCCAUCAUUCAAAAUCCGGCCGACAGAACUGUGAAUCUGGGCAACUGAUGGGUGCGGUUGCCCUUUCACAGCUAUUGAAAUUUCCAGCAGAGCAGCUUGCUUUGGGAGUCAGCUUCUGAGCGUUCGGUGUUGGGGUGUGAUGAGUGAGCAGCAAAGGGGGGGGGAGAGUUCGUUGGCCCCGCACAGACUCGUUAGAAGCAGGUCUCGGCUAUCUGAAGAUGAGCUCACAACUGCAAGCUAUUCUUGGCUCCAACCUGCUGGCUGCUGCUAAUUUCAUGCCCUGUGAUCCAGGUAACGCUCUAGUGCCUUGCUCCGUCACCCAGGGCUUGAACUGCUUUUUUAGCCCAGCAGGAACCCAGCUGCUUCUGCUGCCGAGUUUAAGCUGAAUAAAAAGCCACUUUGCAAAAGCAUCUUGGCAGCACCGGGCAGACUUUUUGCUAACACCACUGGGCAAUUUUCCCCCCUUUAGAAAAAAGACAAAUACGUAUAUAUUUAAGUAUCCAGUAUUUUUGCCUGAAAUUAUUGCAUUGUGCUGGAGAAGCUGUGGCUAAUACUGGGCCAUUCUCUCUCCACCCACCAUCUCAUUAUGAACCUCAGUUUCAUUGAUUUAGAAGGCUUAUUGGGCUGAUACAGGAGAUCAAAGAAAAUACAUCUUGAAAAUGCGAUUGAGAUCAAUGCACCCAGCUUGUCUGGAAUUUUCCAGAGCCUAUUCUGUGCACACAAGCUCACAUUGAGGUGAUGAGCUCUCGUCGGGAUUCUCUGUUCUCUCGUAUGCGGGGAGAGAAGAGAAGUUUGGGAGAAUUAAGCAGCAGUAAAAUAGAAGACCGUCUUGAUUUGCAGGGCGGCUGAAUCACUUCCUAUAAAUAAGUCCACACAAGUUACUAGCCUAUAAAAGUGUUUGCCAGCCUGCCUGUAUCCACACAUGCCCGCAUUAGUAAUUUGUGGGACACUGGAAGACUGAAAAAGUGAGGAGAGGUAACUUUUUCCCAGGCUGUAAAAGCUUCCUUGCCUGGUCACUUCCAAAUGAGUAGACAGGGUAGUCUUUGUAAACAGCAAUUCAAAGGUAAAGAGAUCCCUGACCGUUAGGUCCAGUCGUGACUGACUCUGGGGUUGUGGCGCUCAUCUCGCUUUAUUGGCCAAGGGAGCCGGCGUACAGCCACAUGAUGGCCGGGUCAUGUGGCCAGCAUGACUAAGCCGCAUCUGGCGAACCAGAGCAGCGCACAGAAACGCCGUUUACCUUCCCACCGGAGUGGUACCUAUUUAUCUACUUGCACUUUGACGUGCUUUUGAACUGCUAGGUUGGCAGGAGCUGGGACCAAACAAUGGGAGCUCACCCCGUCGCAGGGAUUCGAACCGCCGACCUUCUGAUCGGCAAGCCCUAGGCUCUGUGGUUUAACCCACAGCGCCACCCGCAUCCCCUAAACAGCAAUUUAGCAUGCCACAAAUUACUAAAAGAGGCACAAGUGUGGAUGCAGGGCAGGCAGGCAAGAUACUAUGGGAUUUCUGUAGGCAUUUGCCCACAUGGUUUAAAACCUACCUUCCUAAGUGCUAAAACUUUGCGUCUUCUGAAUGAACACAGAGAUUCCAAGUAACGUUGACUCCUGUCCCCACUGCCUCAUUUCAUUUCUUGUUCUCCCAUGAAAUCUCUUGCAUAAAAAAUGCCACAUUUGCCCUCACCUGGGACAGCCAUUUCUUAUCGCAGGCAAAAGGCUUCAUCUUAAAUUACAGGCCUUCUGUGGUGGAGAAUUUUGCCCCAUGUGGAGAUUAAAGGGUUCACAUUGUGUAUCUUGACUGCUGGCACGAUUCAUAGAAGAAAAAGGAGGAAGAGCCCUCCCCCCCUCAUGUGUUUUAACCUUCCUUAAUGAGAACUAAGAAAAAGGUCACAAUGAGAUUCACACUGUGGAGUGGCCAGUAAUGCAGCAAGAGGUGUCUUUGAGGUUCACAAUAGCAGACAUGCUCCUCGGCUAAACAAAUUGAGUGGUGUGGGGUUAAUCACUUUGCAAAGUCUGCAGCCCUGCAAGCUUCAGGACGCUGCGAAGCCGUGACCUUGGGCUGCUGUGCCUGCGACUUGUGACAGGGAGACUCGGGGACAAGCCAUGUCACGUCUUUUUGUUCUUUCUGAGGCAUAGUUUUUGCAACCCUCUUUGACACACUUUUCCUCCCUUCCUUAGGACUUCUUUGAAAGCUACAUUUCCAUGGCUUCCACUGUGCCUUCUGUGCUGUGCUUGAUUGGGAACUUCCUGCUAGUCAACAAGUAAGUGCAACUGCAUUAGUCAUGACCAUUUUCUCCCCUCUGUGCAAUCCUGGCCACGCCACCUCUCCCCCCACCCCCCACCCCCGAGGCUGUAGCAUUAGCACAGCAGUGGGCUAAAAAAUGCUUGAUGGGCAAAUCGGUUUAGGCAGAAAACCCUGAGAAGCAGAGAAGCUUCUCAGAGCGGUCACAUCUUGUAAUUUAGUCCCAAGACGAUGGCAGGCAGUAUCCAAAAUUGUUCAGGCGAUUCCAGUUGCCGGAGGCUAGCAGACUUCCAAGUCUGCCACUUCAUCCUGAACAGAUGUGCCUGUAGCCUAAUGUAGGAAGAGAAUGAGAGCCAAGGUAGCAGCAUUCAAGGGGAAGGGAAGAUAAACGUUUAGCAGCUUGAGAUUGUUUUCAAUGGGCAGAUCAGCAUCCAAGCAAUGAGCUCGUACAGCUGACCAUUGCCACGUAUUACACUUUAACUACACACUGAUAGGCAAUUUAAAGCUCCCCCCACUAAAUCAGGAUAUUGCAGACAGCCAAGCUAUCCCAGGAUGAGGCAAUUGCAGUACAGCAGGCAUGUCCAACGUCCAUUUUGGGGACAUAACCCAGCCCCUGUGGCAGCUUUUCUCCUGGGGUAAAAUCCUAAAAAAACAUCAACAACUUCAACCCUAAAAAAAGCUUAACAACUGCAAUCCUAAGAAAAGGUUAACGACCUUGGUUGGCCCCUUGGUCGGCCCUCACGGCCCUUCGCUUCAUCACAUCUGGCCCUCUUUGAAAAAUGUUUGGACACCACUGCGGUACAGUCUAUUCAAUAUCUGUUCACAGGUAUGGGUGUGGAAGAGAGCUAGAGCGACAGACAGACAGAGGUUUGCACAUAAAGUUUCAAGGCUUUUGCCCUUCUGUUCAAACUUAAAACCUCAAAUUCUCACAUAGCCUAGAAGCUUGCAUCUCACUCAUUGCAUUCCCUCGAGGGACCACUUCCUGUGAUUCCUUUUUUCUACAUCAGGCCUAUCUCUCUUGCAUGCGGACUUUCUUGUGUCUAGUAAACAGAGGCCAGGGUUUGGUCUGGCACAGAGGGAUAUUCCUCUUUCAUAUCCACCACCCCCUGCCAAGAGAACUGGAGAAACAACACUAUGUAGUUCUUCCCACCUCCUGGGUCAAAAUCUUUGCACUAGGACUCCAGUGCUGGAGCUCCUCAGCUCCCUGCUGAGCAGGAGCUGUAGUUUUCGUGCCUGUGAUGUUCUAGGGAUGCCGAUGCUUUUUCAUCUUCCUUAUUCUUUGCGCACUUCAGCAAUGAAACUGUGGAAAGCCACCUGAAAAUCCCAGGGGUGGCCGCGCAAUGCACCUGCUGUAUGUCUGAGACUUGUUCUCCAGAAUCUUCCAGUGGAGAAAGCCCUCGUUUGCUUAAAUGGAGCUCUCUGAAUGCUAAUGCCCAAAUGUUCUGCAUUCCUACUGCUGUUUUAUUGCAGAAUACAGAAAACACGGGUGGCGACGGUGGUUGUUUUCCAAAUUAUGCCUUGCAAGUGGAAAGAAGCAGAAGGCAAAAAAGGAAGGGCACCCAGAGAUAGGAAUGCCUGCUCCUCCUCCUCUUCUUAAAUAUUCUCCAGGUUGGAAAACCAUUUUGCAAAAGCCAUUAUGUGCUUAAUGCAUUACAUUUUAAAUGUAGCAUUCAUUUAUCUUUGGCACAUUGUUGAUUCUGCUGAGUGGCACAUCCAUAAUCAAUAAGUGUUUUAUUAUGCUAAGUUUUCGGCGUCAUAAAUACACAUGAGGCUGGCUUGCAUUUAUGGAAACUCCUGAGCAAAUCGGUUCCCUGUAGUUCAGUUGCCUCCAGAGAGUAACUUAUGACUACUCUGUGCUCCACCCUUGUUAUGGGCAUCUGCUCUCGUGGCUAAAAUAUGAUGAUGCUUUUGAAAUGGAUUUCCUGACUGUGUGGGUGAAGGUGACAUUUUUGAGGGGAGAAGAGAGCAAAGAAGAAACUAGCAUGUUCAGUGUGCAAGACGUGGUGCUUCUGUUUGCCCAAUCCAUUUUGCUUCCUUAUUGUGUCUUUCUGGAACUGUUGCAUGCAAACAGGUUGCAUUUCUCAGGGAGUCCCUGAGCCAGGCAGACAACAUUUCUAACUUGUGCAGUGACGUGGCAUGAAGCGUAUCCCAUCUGGAGCCUCUUAAAAGGAGGAUAUUUGAACUGCAGUCUCUUAUCCCUAAAAGAGAAAUAGAGUGCCCAUCCGCUGCUAGAAUCUUGGUCAUUUUCUGCCUUUUUCCCCCCCUCCUUCCCUGCCCUCUCUGCUGAAAGGGAGCCAGUCAAGUCUUCAGUGUCUAUAAUAAGUAACCUCCCUGUUCAGGCAGCUAAUUAUCUUGUAGUGAUAAGCAUGCGAUUGCUAUUCCCCAGGCUGCAGUAUUCCCCAGGCAGGCUUCAUUCCUGUUAUUGCUGCCUGUUGCUGUUGUGAUUUCUGUUGCAAAUGGGCAUUUCCAACUUGGCAGGGUUUAUAAAGACAACAGAUCAAGAAAAGACUGAUGCGAGAAAAGUAGAAUCUGUACAUUUGAUAUAAAUGGUGGGGUGCUUAUUGUUCCAAGCCCCUCCUCACCCACCCAUUUUUGCCUUAAGUUCUUUGUAAGUGGUUCAGCCAUCUCUGCAACAUUAGUUAAGAGCAGCAGCGCAUACUCUGGUUCAUCUCUCUAGUUACCUGGCUUCCUUUAAGUCAUUGGAGAACUCCCCAGGGCUCUCGUAUCAGCAGCCUUCCUUACGAACAGGAGGCAUAACUAGGCGGCUCGUGGACAGUGCUUGUAGCAAGGCAUUGUGGGAGGCAUGGAGGAAAUGCCAUGUUUUCCCCUUUUUGCAACUAAACGCCGAUUAAAGCGAGUAUCAGAUUUGGAGUCAGCCAGAGAGAAGUACAGGCAACUCUUUUCAACUCGACAAAGCAGCGUGGAAAAUAAGGAAGUUUCCAUUUGUCAUGAGACAGAAUGUUGAAUUUCCUGCACAAAAAGACUGCAUUCAGGCGCUGUAAUAAUAAGAUGCUCCAUAAUUAAGGUAAAUGCAUAAAAGCCAAUGUCCAUCCCAGAAACAAAGCUACUGGUCCAUUUCACCCUGCAGCCCUGCUUGAGAGGCCCUGCCUAUUUUUUUAAAAAAAUACUUUACACCUGGAUAGCUCAGUUGGUUAGAGUGUGGUGCUGAUAACGCCAGGGUUGCAGGUUCAAUCCCUGUAUGGGACAGCUGCAAGCUCCUGCAUUGCAGGGGGUUAAACUAGACCCAUGGGGUCCUUUCCAACUCUACAGUUCUAUAAAGAAUUCUAUGAAGAAUCGCAAUUCUACGAAGAAUCCUCUUCAGAUUCACAUGGGGGAAAUGGCAACUGUGAUAGGCAACAGGUGGAGUGAAGCAUAUCACACAUUGUCUUUUUAAGGGUGACGCUCAAGAGUACUCUUUGAAAUGCAAAUGUGACGAAUAUUUGCAUUGUCUAGGUAUGCUCCUCAUGGAAGUGUGGUUGGCUGAAGCCCGCUAAUGAGUGUGCAUUUACUAGCAAACCUGGACUUUUCUCUGUGUGAUCUAUAAAAUGGCCCUUUCAAGGUGAGGGCCCCAGCACCAGAGUUCUUGCUGCGUACCUGGAUGGUGUGGCAAUGGGGCGGGGUGAGGUUGGGGCUGUGUGGGUGCACAGAGGAGCCAGUCCUGUCUUCUGCUGUGACUGCCCCCAUUCCACCAGCAGCAGCAACACUGAUGUGAGAAGGGUAGCGUCAUGCCUGCUGCUUCUCUUGGCUUGGGUGUAAAGGCGAGUCACCUCUUGUGGCACUUUCAGCCGGAAAAGAGCUGGAAGGCUUAGUGUUAAACGCAGGGCCCAUUUGUUUAUAGCAGGUAGCAGGUGGGGUGGACAGAUUAGCAGUCUUAUUCUGGUAUGCACUUGGCCUUGUUUUGAUUUUGGACGUAGGAAAGAUCUCAAAAGCCCCGUUUUCCCUUGGUGAACCUGCUCAGCGUGCCCUUUCAUUGUAACAUCUCAAUGCUAACUGGCAUAUUUGCCACUUAAUGUAGGUUUCUGCACAAAUUGAUGAGUUAGGCUGAGCACUUGGCUCUUAGGGGAGACGGCGCAUUGCACACCCAGCUGUGAGAAGCCACAACAGGGCUCCUCGGUUCCUGCCUCUGCCACUGGUAUUCUCUCUUGAUUUGUGCAACGUGCCUCCCCUUCCCUCUGCCUUUCCCCACCUCCUCAUUGCUUGGGACGUCUCCUGUACCUCGUGUGUCCUUCUGUUUGGUGCUGCUGUGCAACACCCAGUCAGGAGGAGAGAAGGAAAAGAGCAGGGGGCUCUUCUUGCACAGAAGCCACAUGCUAUAACCCCGCUUGCCUUUCUCCUCCAGGGUCUCCGUCAGCGUGCGCAUUCUCUCCUCCUUGGUCACCAUGCUGGCUGCCUUGGUGGUGAUCACGGUGCUGGUGAAAGUGGACACCUCCGCCUGGACUUCGGGUUUCUUCGUCAUCACCAUCGUCUGUGUGGUUGUCUCCAGCAGCGCUGCCACCAUCUUCAGCAGCAGCGUCUUCGGCCUGACGGGAAGCUUUCCCAUGCGGAAUUCCCAAGCGCUGAUUUCAGGUUAAGUCUCCUCCCUGUGAUGCCCCCGGCUGGAAACCGUAGUUCAUGAGACAGGGCUUCUCCAAUUGCUUUUAAUCUUCUUCGUGGGCAGGAUGCAUGUGCUGCCUUUUAGGCUUGAGGUUUUGGCAGCGCCUAGUCCCAUGACGAUGCAUUCACUCUGAACGAAGUUAACAGAAGAUGACUUUUGGAAAAUAAAGAACCGCACAGUGUUGUCGGACGGAAGUUUUGAAGGAAGCUCAGCAGAUUAAGCAAGCCGACUCUCCGGUUUGUGUGGAUUUCCCCCCUCCACCCGUUUUCGUUUGGGAAAACGGAGUUAACUUUUUGUACAAAAAGAAAACAUCUGCAUUCAUCUCUGUGUUUGUUUAUAUCUCAGGGAAAAAAUAUGAAACUUUGCAUUGUCUCAUUUCAAAUUCAGCAUUAACAUUCAUUUCCAUAACUGAUGAGUUCCAAGUUUGCAGCUAUGAAUGAUGAGGCCCCUCGAGGUUUAGCAGACAUUGAUAACACUGGAAAUGUGCUUUGAGAGAGGCGAGGUGGGAAGAGAGAUGCUAAAAUCAAUACAGAGGUUUCAGGUUUUCUUUUUUUCCUCCAAGGCCGUAGCAAAGAAUGUUAUUAGGGGGGUUGACCCACUGUGCAGACUUUCACCAGACCUCCUGUUGGAAACCUCCCAGUAUUUGCAGAGUACUGGAGCAUAUCUUUAUUUUUAGUGCAGAUCAAGAAAGCCACACUAUGCCUGCAUAAAAGAAACAAUUUGGCAACAAAACCAGGAGGCCAAAAGGCUUUACCCACCAGACCACAGAAACGCUAUUUCGCAGAAUUGCAAGGCGGGGUGGAAUUGUGCCCGUACAUUUUUCAUCCAGUCUCAGUCAAAACAAUUUAAGCUUAGCCCUUCUAGAAAUUCGGGUGGUUUUUAAGCAUGGCAGAUGAGAGUCUCUUGGUGACAUUUCCCUCUUGGUUUACUUGCUUUUUUCUGUGUGAAAAAAAACAAUUACAUGAAGCCAUCUUUACAUAAAUGUGUGGGGGUUUUUUGGUGAGGGGAAGGGAAUCUGACGAUUCUUGCAAGAGUGUCCUUGCUCAAAUGCAGAAAUCCUUCAACACUUGUGUGUGUCUCUGUGUGGUUUUGCUGCGAAACAAAAGCUAACCCUCCCCAAAACUCACAAUGGGAUGUUACCAUUGUUAAUCCAAGACAUGCAUGUGAGAAGAGGGUCUUGGGAUGAAGAAAAAAACCCCACAAGUUAACAAGAGCAAGGACACAAGUGGCCAAAGGUAAAUCCGUUGUGAGCAGAACAAACCAAAAUCACAGGAUCUCUGGCUAGAUAACAGUGCAGAGCAAAUGCAGCUGAACUGCGAACUUCCCUAAUUACUGCUUUUGUUGCUUUCCCCAGUUCCAGCUAGUCUGAUUCAGAGCCACUCCCUCCUGCAAGUGUCUGGCUCUGGCAGACGCAGUAUAGGCCAGGGCUUAUUUCACAGUUCGUUGACUUUUGUUCUCCUUCCUCGCCCUCUUUCCUCGCCAUGUAGGUCAGGCCAUGGGAGGAACAGUGAGCGCCGUGGCAUUGGUGGUGGAUCUGGCAGCGGCACCUGAUGUUACAGACAGUGCUUUGGCCUACUUCCUGACAGCAGACCUCUUCGUUAUUCUUUGUAUUGGGAUGUACUUGAUCCUUCCCAAGCUGGAGUAUUCCAGGUAAAUCCCCUUGGACCAUCAGGCUGCCACGCAGCGUGUACCUUAAUGGCUGAGUUCCAAAACAGCUUCCUCUCGAUGCUUCCUGCCUUUUGGUGGAGGUCCCCUUCUGCCCUAAGUGGAAAAUGUGCUGACUCUUUCCCCCUGUUUGCUCUCUCCAGCUGAACUUCCUGAUUUCAUUAAAAAGAAAACCAGACAGGAACUGUGGGAUUUACCACUGUGCACACAGACACACACACACACAAACAUGGUUACUUGAGAAGCUAUGAACCACUUAGAUAGUGCUGGUGACUGUGGCUUCUAACCCUAAAACCGUGGGGCCAGCAAGCUGUAUCAGCCUUGUGGCAUAGCUGCUUCUGAAUCUAGCAUUCACACUGUUGCUACGAGACUUCUUGAAAUCACUAUGGUUUGUAGCUCUCGCUUAAGUGACGCAGGCCAGUCCCAGUGUGUUUUCUAGCUGUAGGUUGAAAAUAACAAGCUUGUGAGCCAUUGCCUGCUAAUUUCCUGGUACCAAUUAAGGCCGCUGUUGCCUUAGAGGUAGUCUCCUAUGAUGCAGGAUACUUGGUGAGGAGCUUUAUGUGGAUUCUUAUCUGACCUCUGCAGAAUUGCUCCUGUCUAUAUCGCCUCCCUGCCUCUGCUAUUAUCAGGGACUGGGCAGAGGAGGAAUGGUGGAGACCGCCUCCCCAGCCUGAAUCUUCCAGAGAAGAGGAAGAGGGGUUUAAGGGAGGUCACAGCUCAGGCAGAUGAGGGGGAAAGUUGGGAAAUAAUGGGAGAGGGGAAAGAGAUAGGGGAAACACCAGGGGGACGAGAUGGCAGACACAGUGUCUUUAGAAAGCAUUCCAGACCCCCCUCUCCCAGAACCCGGCGAGCCUUGAAUGUAGGAGAGCAAAGAGCUCAAAGGUAGAGGGCACUCUCUGUGAAUACUGAAUAAAAAGCGGAUGGUAAGAAUCAUUUCCUUGUCUUUGUGUAUUCCUGGGCAACCAGCCACUUGGGAGUUGCUGGCAGCCGCCUGACAGCUAGGGAGGUAGUUCUGUUGCCACCCAGAGACUCACUGUCAGCUGGUGUUGUAGUGGCUAAGAGGACAAGUUGUCAGAUCUCUGGUCUUGCUUGGCAGGCCACUAUCUCUUGAGUCCUCACUGCAGAUCUGCAAGGUAGGGAUUGGAAUGCUGAUGUGCCUUUAAAGCAGGGGCAGCCAAAGUAGUGCUCUCCAGAUGUUGCUCUGCUAUGGGUCCCAUCAUCCCUUACCGUUGACCAUGCUGGCAGGGGGCUGAUGUAGAAGAGAUGGUCUGUGGCUGUCUAGAUCUCCCAUACAUCCAGCCCUCCCGUCUCCAUGCUGCCCCAUAACAGGGAUCAUUGGAAUAGGGUCCACCAGCCUCCUCUUUUGUCGCCUCUGCUCAGACACUCCUGACUCAUUCAUACACUCCCCAAGCUACAGGACCUUGAAUAAAUGACUCACAACACAAACAAAGUAUUAGUCUUCUCUGACUAGCAGUGGCAACCCAGAGAUUUGUUGUGCCGCCUGAGAUCCUUCAGCUGCUGCCAAAGAAUCAAACCAUAUACAAACCGUGGCUUCUGGCACUGUUGUCAUCUUUGAUGAGUAUCUCCUUUCUGUUUCAGUCCCUAGUUUUGCCAUCUUUGUUGGGCUUCCUGACACUAGCCUUUUUUCUGUGCCUCUCUUAUUUCAGGUACUAUAUGGAAAGGCGACAGGGCGGCACGCAGCCACCAUGUGUCUUGCCUAGUGACUAUUUGGAGGAUGGUGAUACAGCCACAGGCAACACCAGCCUGCUUCCCCCAGACAGAAACCAAAGAGGAAGGAUCCCUCCCUUGGGAUCCAUCCUAAAGGAGAUGGGCGUGCUGGGCUUCUGCGUCUUCUACGUCUACUUCAUCUCUAUCAUCAUCUUCCCUGCAAUCUCAUCCAGCAUAGAGUCAGUCAACAAGGUCCCAGGGAGCUUGUGGACGGACAAGUACUUCACGCCCCUCACUAGUUUCCUUCUGUACAAUUUUGCCGACUGGUGCGGACGGCAGAUCACCGUCUGGAUCCAGGCCCCUGGACCAAAGAGCAAGUUGCUGCCAGCUCUGGUUCUGCUGAGAACUUUCUUUGUGCCAGUCUUCAUGUUGUGCAACUUCCAACCUCGGAAACACAUCGCGAAGGUCUUCUUCACCCAGGAUGCCUAUCCGGUGGUCUUCACGGUGUUGCUCGGAUUCAGCAACGGCUACCUGAAUACUUUAGCCAUGAUGUAUGGCCCCAAAGUCACGCCAAAAGAGCUGUCAGAGGCAGCUGGAGUAUUGAUGAUGAUGUUCUUGCAGUUGGGGCUGGCUUUGGGAUCCGUCUUCUCGGUUCUUGCUGUCCACCUCAUGUAGAAGCAAGCAAAGGGAAGAUUCAAGUCCAUCCCCUGAGCUUUGGGGUACAGUUGUAUCUUGGUUUUCAAACAGCUUAGUUCUCAAACGUUUUGGCUCCCAAACGCCGCAAACCCGGAAGUGAGUGUUCCGGUUUUCAAAUGAUUUUUGGAAGCUGAAUGUCUAAUGGGGCUUUCGCGGCUUCCAAUUGGCUGCAGAAGCUUCCUGCAGCCAAUCAGAAGCCACUCUUUGGUUUUUGAACAUUUUGGAAGUCGAACGGGCUUCCGGAACAGAUUCUGUUCAACUUCCAAGGUACAACUGUACUAGGAUUUUAUUUAUUUUUAUUUUUCAAUCAUGUUCAGAAAGCAACCAUUUCCUUGUUUUUCAGGAGUUGAUCCGAAGUCUCUUGACUGUAGCAGUGGGGAAGAUGCUUAGAAGCAUAUCACAAAAUACAGGGGCCAAAUUCACACGCUUGCGAUGCGUCGCUGAGACUUUCCCCAUUUCCUGUGUCAUGUUUAACAGUGUGUUUGUUUGUAAUGUUUUUGGUACUUGUACAUAUUUUGCCUUACAGGAUCAAUGGGAAAAGGAACCACUUACAUUUUGCCAAGGAUACUGGGAAAUUAAAUGCUGAACUCUUGACUUUUUUUAUUGCAGGAAAUCUACAAAUUGUUAAAAAUAAUAAUAAUAGCAAUUGUUAUGGAAAAACUCUGCGAAGGAGCAGUUAACUUGCUGCAUGUUUCUUGAGAGGCAUCUUAUGCAAACCCUUGGGGGGGGGGAUAUGCCUUUUGAGUAGAUUCUGUUGUAUUCAUGCUACAGGAACAGGUAGCAAAUAUACAUACCAGGUGGAAAGAAUUCUCAGCAGCUGUUUUUAAUAAGGGGAAAUCAUGGAAUGAUGCCAGGUGAAAAGAGGGUGUCAUUAAGCAACAUUCAACAUGUGCUUCUAGCCAAGUCCCUAGAGUGAAGGGCAAAUGCCAAGGAACCUUGAUUAUCCAGAAACUGAGAGUGCAAAGACUCCUCAUCCUGGGACCAGAACUUUAAAAAGCACAAGAGAGCCGAAAUGAGGAGCAGGGUAAGAAUUGCUCAUGGUGUGGUUAUUAAUUGCCUGGGGCCUUAGAGCCAUUAUGCACUCUCAAUCCCAGCUUCUCAAAAUGCACCUAAAUCAUGGCUGCUAUUGAAAUCCCCAUUUAAAGCAGGGAAAUCAAGCUUAAAAUUCAUGGGUUAAGGCCAUCAGCAGCUAAUAGCCACGAUGGUUAUGUUCUAGCUGCAUUGCUGAAGGCAGUAGGCUUCUGAACAACAGUUGUUGGAAGCUGCAAGAAGGGAGAGUGCUGCUCUUGUGCUUGGCUCCUGUCUGUGGGCGUGCCAUCUGUUUUUCUGUUUGUCCACAGUGAGAACAGGGUACUAGACUAGAUGGGCUAUUGGCCUGAUCCAGCAGGCUCUUCUUACAUUUUAAGCACAGGCAAAAGAUUUGAAGUAAAUGUAUGCAGAAUUAGUCCAGGACGCCAUUGUUCCUUGCGUCAUGAGGAGGUUGGGGGAUGACAUUGCAUCAUCGAGCUUUGUUUGUUGAGGGCAGAAGCAGCCGUUUUAAUAGAAAUGGAAGAGGCUUAUUUUGCAAAGUAAAUGCAAGGGAAGGAAACUGGUAGGGGAGAGGUGUUUCACAGUUCUACCCGUCCAGACUGGUUGGCUUAUGGAAAAUAAUAAUAAUAACCCUUUGUUACCCAGACUGGUUGGCUUUUGUAAAAAAACAAAAUUAAAAAUCCUGGUGACCUACAGGUGUUUAGGAUGACAAUUCCUAAUGUCCCCACCUAUCAAAACCCACUGCCAUGUUUAACCCAUUUUCCCCACGUGAAAGGUUUUGAAACUGGAAGACAGCUCGAAAGGCAACAGGCGAAUGGCCUCUGUAGGCAUUUGUAGAGGAAGUAUUUAGCAAGCAGGAGAUUGUUGCAGCCUCUUUCCCACUCUCCAAUCCUUCCUUUACAUUAUCUUGGCAAACGCUGGCUCGCAGAAAGGUGUUCAUGGCAUAUGGUUAAGAAGGAGGAAACGCCAGAAAAGCCUAACUAGGGUUUCCAAGUAAAUGCUUUCAACAAGAAAAGGCAUCCUAGCACUUUCAUUGCACCUUUUCCUUUGAGAUGCAGCUUGCCAGGUUUAUUGCUGCAAACAAAAUUUGACAGAGGGAUGGCAUGGCAGCUGACAAAAGUGACGUGCCGCUACAGCCCAUGCUUUUAUUUCAACUGGUGAAGAAGUAAGGUCUUGGCUGUGUCAUUUAUUAUCUGACAGCAUCCCUUUACUUUGUCUUGAGACAGCAAUCCUGUACCCUCUUACCUGGGAGUAAGUCCCAUUGAACUCUGAGUAAUUCUGUAGGAUCUCUCAGUGACUGCUAGGUUAAUCCUGCUCCAUGUAAACCAGGGAUGGGGAAGGAACCUGUAGCCAUCCAGAUGUCAUUGGACUCCAAAUACCACCAGCCACAGCUAGCAUGUCCAGUGGUGAGGGAUGAUGGGAGUUGUAGUCCAACAUCAGGAGGUUUUCCCAUCUUUGAUCUACACCAGGUUUCAUCAAACCAGAUGUUUUUGAGACUACAAUUCCCAUAAUCCCUGACCACUGGUCCUGCUAGCUAGGGAUCAUGGGAGUUGUAGGCCAAAAACAUCUGGAGGGCCGAGUUUGAGGAAGCCUGAGUUACACCUUUUGGAACUGAAUUCAGUGCUAACUUCUACUUGUAUAAAGUAGUAAUGCAAAUGGUUAUUAAGUUUUCUUCAAAGCGCACAACAGGGUGCCAGUGGUUAAAUAACACAAUAAUGUUCCCAUGCUGAUGAACGUUGUUUCUUUAGCUAAAGGGACUGGAUGCUUUUGAAGAGUAAGGCUUCUGAAAUAUGUGGAAAUGUUUGGGCAAAAAAAAAGGCAUUAUAGAAUAGAACAGACAUGGCUCAAUGUCUUGAAGUUUAUCUUAAUCACAGUCAUCAUUGGUUGGUUUAGCUUCAGGCUGUGGUCCUCUAGAAUGUACAGGCCUGCUGGGAGUAAGCUCUGCUGAAAAUAUCUGGAUUUACUUUUGAGUAGACAUUUAUAGGAUUGAGCUGUGAGAGGGAGAAAGCAAAACUGCAGUUACCAAUCUAUGUAUAAGCCAAAAAGGAAGACUAGAAGGAGAUUUUGCACAAUUCAGUAGGCUUCAAAAUUGUGUCUAAUAUCUCAACAUCAUGAAGUAUGUACUCAUUUGAACUCGGGCAAUGUGCCGUUGUAGAGGGUUAUUUUUUCAGGCAAAGAUGUAACUCAUAAGUACCCGAUGUAUUUUUUCAGGCAAAGAUGUAACUCGUUAAGCAGGGAAAAUACUUGCUUUGGGUUUCACUGUCUUGCACCUCUUCACAUCUUAGAAUGUCUUGCAUGCAUGACAUUUACAUGCCUCCCAAACCCUGUGUGUGUGUGUGUGUGUGUGUGUGUGUGUGUGUGUGUGUGUGUACUGGUCCUCGUAAGGAAUCCAAACACAUCUGUUUCAUUGCACGUGCAGUGGGGGUGGGGCAGAUAUUUGUCUGCUCGAAAGAUGUUGUGAUGCCUGCAGGGAAGCAAAUAGAAGACUGAGGAGGGUGCCAGGCAUAACUUUUAAAUGUUAGGACAUUGUUAAUGAAGUCGGCAUCCUCUUUCUAUGUGUAGUUAAAGCACUGUGAGUCCCACCCCCACCCCCAAGACCCUCCCCUGUGCAAGGUCCAUAGAAUUACUUUCUGCUUGCACAAGAACAACAGGGUGUCAGUCACGCCGGAAAGAUUCCCAGGGGCUGUGAUUCCAAGGUGUGUACGACUGAACCACUGGCACAGCUUAAGAUGUGGCAGAUUUGUCAAAUGCUAGGUCUGUCUGGGGGAUGAAUUAGAGAAGGACUUAAAAGCGCAGCUCUCUGUGGCUCUGUUAUUUAACACUUGACAGAAUGCUAAUUGGAAAAUAAUCUGACCUCGUCACCAAAGACCAUAUCACGCAUCAUGUGUGGGAAUGUGGGCUUGAUGGCAUCUGUUACGAGCAGGAAAGUUGUUCUUGUUGUUGUUUUAAGAGAUCUGAUAGCUGUGCUUUAAAACAAAAAAUCCAAAAACACACACCCUCCUGCUGGUUUUUAUUACUGGAUCUAAGAAAGAACAGAGCUAGUAGAUAGUAAACUGACAUGAUUGACAGCAGUAACUGAGGAUGGAGCACCCUAAGUGUGCAUUCGGUCUUUAGCUUGGGAUCACUAGUAAUGCACACAGAGUAUAGCUUUAUAGGUGAUUUAGAAAUAAAUAUGAAACCAGAUGUGAGCAGAAAAUUUACUAGGCAUGUGAUGGAGGGGCUGCAGCUUUUAUGGUUUGUGAUAUGCCAUUGUGUAAACUCUGGAAAUCGUAAGUGAAUACUUGUUCCAUUAGGAAAUCCUUGGGUCUUUGCUGCAUGGAUUUAUGACACAGGCUGACUGGCUUUGAUUAGUCUCACACUUCCUGUUCGCUUUUCCACUUGGAAAAUAGCACAGAUAAAAGGUUCAGAGGCAUCCCUACAUUCAUCCAUUUUGGAAUGAGCUGUGUGUUUGUGUGUGUGGAGAAAUAUAUAAACAAGACCAAAGCUGUGUUUUCUCCAUUAGUUUCUCUCUGCCCUUCCCAGCUCCCCCAAAUUUCUGGUGUGGGUACAGUAGAAUGCUAGAUCAUCCAUUCAUUCCUGGAGAGCAUAGCUCAGAUCUAAUUGGACCAUUGAAGGUGGCACCUUGGCAGAUUCAGCCAGUGCUAAAGAACUUAUGAGCACUUCCACACUGUCACUGCUUUCAGGUGGGGUUCGGUAACAUACCAGCAAGCCGAGGUUGCAAUAUUUGUUGUUGUUUGGGAGGUCUUGCCUACAGACCCACUUCCCUUUGCAGUAGGGAAAGUGACAGGAAAAAGCAAUGGAAAGUUUGGGAUAUGACAUGAUGCUGUGUAACCUCCCUGCAAACAAACUAGGGCGAAUGCACAUUACAUAGCCUGUGUCAGUCUGAUCUCCCUGCAAACAGAUGGGGAUGAAUGCUCAGUGAAUCACCCGAUCCCUGCAGCAGUGGCAUAAGGUAGCAGAUACUCUCUCUAGUACUUACACUUAACAUCAACCGUCAGUAAGGAUGUUACUCUUAACAUCAGCCUAGCAAAUAUUUACAGAUGUUCACAAGUCACAAGCCCAUAAGCCUUUUAUUCUUCUUAGUAGUCCACCAGUCCAUGUGUAACUCUGCUAGUUAUUUGUGGUCUGAAAGAGGCAAAAAAGCCACCAACCUUAACUGUUUGGAGACAGUUUUGUUUAUCACUGGCUGUCAAGUAUGUGACUGUCUGCAAACCUGUUCAGUGUUCUUAUUGAGCCCUCAAGCAGUGGCCAAAACCACUUUCCUCUACAACCUGUUGCAUUGAGACCUGUGUAUGAGGACAGUGCCAGCAACAAGCAUUUGUGGUUGCCCGGUCUCCUUGAAAAUAGAGCUGCUUUGACUCUCCUUCUUGACUGCACUACUUUCAGGAAAUUAAAACACUAGAAAUAUUUCCUUUCCAGAUAGUGAAGACUAGAUAAAUGGUUGGUUGACUUACAGUUCUCUUUGACUGCGUGCAAAGUAACCAUCAUUUAAGCUGUUGGCUUACCCUGGAAAUGUGUUGACCGUGUUCUGUGAGUGUAUAUCAUUUUCUCUCCUGGAUUUAACAAACUGGUCCUGUGAGUUUGCCACAGAAGGCAGCUAUGUCCAACGCUGACAGCAUUGGCACCUGCAUACCACAGAGCCUUCUCUCAACCCUGGAAACAUUUCGCAAUGUUUAAUUGGAACAGAUAGCCCAAUACAUGUCUCUGUGUGUUUGAAAGUGUUUGGUGCGUUUUUAGCUCCUGCCCCCAAUCCCUGGCAGGUGAUGGGCACUCCCAUCCCAACACAGGCCAAAUCCACUAGCUCUUCCUCUUGCACUUCCUGCCUUGAAACACCCAGGUUUUCCUUAACACUAUAUGAUUGUAAAUCAUGUCUUUUGGGUUCUACUGCAAGCCACUCUUUGUGAACUAAUCAAACCUAAAUGAACAGCAUUUUUUCAAAACACAACCUUGUCAUUUUAGUAAUACUAAUAAAAGAGAAUUAUUAUUUUUUUAA
Messenger RNA from Podarcis lilfordi (Lilford's wall lizard), 37965 nucleotides. Lineage: Eukaryota; Metazoa; Chordata; Lepidosauria; Squamata; Lacertidae. The record is from the annotation of a GenBank genome assembly.